AGCCAAUCAUAAGCAAAAAUACAAAAAGAGUCUCAGCUCUUCUUCUUCGUUGGCUGACAGACACACACACACAGAAGAGAAAAACAGAGUGUUUUUUUUUUCAGGCAGCGAACGAUUCAACCGCAGUAUUUUCCGGCAAGAAAAAAGAUGGGUCAUUGAAAGGGACUGAAAAAUUCAAGAAGCAUUACAUUGUUACGCUUUUGUUUGUUUUAUUGAUCAGGUCUUCUCAAGAAGAUCUGAUAAGAAGUGGGUCAUCGUUAAUUUUUAACCCAAACAAGAAAAGUUAUGAGUGCUUCCAGGUUUAUCAAGUGUGUUACAGUGGGUGAUGGUGCUGUUGGAAAGACUUGUCUUUUGAUUUCUUACACCAGCAAUACUUUUCCUACGGAUUAUGUGCCCACUGUGUUCGACAAUUUCAGUGCAAAUGUGGUUGUCAAUGGAGCCACUGUCAACCUAGGGUUGUGGGAUACUGCUGGACAGGAGGACUACAACAGAUUAAGACCUCUGAGUUACCGUGGGGCCGAUGUUUUCAUUUUGGCAUUCUCUCUCAUUAGUAAAGCCAGCUAUGAGAAUGUCUCCAAGAAGUGGAUUCCUGAGUUGAAGCACUAUGCUCCUGGUGUCCCAAUUGUACUUGUUGGAACAAAACUUGAUCUUCGGGAUGACAAGCAAUUUUUCGUAGACCAUCCUGGUGCUGUGCCGAUUACUACUGCUCAGGGUGAGGAGCUAAGGAAAACAAUAGGUGCACCAUCUUACGUUGAAUGUAGUUCAAAAACACAACAGAAUGUGAAAGCUGUGUUUGAUGCUGCCAUUAAGGUCGUCCUCCAGCCUCCCAAGACGAAGAAAAAGAAGGGGAAAUCUCAAAAGGCCUGCUCGAUAUUGUGAUCAACUAUAGGUCCAACGAUAAUGGCUCAUCAUAAUUCCCGUUGUAACAUCCCCCCCCCCCCUUAUAUCCCUUUGUCUCGGAGGAAGUAGAAGGUUCUCAUCUGUCUUAUUCGGAACUACUAACGAUCCCUCAAAAAGUGUUUCAGGUGGCUUGGUUUUUCUGUAUAAUUGUUGUUCACCAUGUAGGCCACUCCAGUGUUUCCUUUGUUUUGAUUUGAUUUAUGUAUUAACAACUGAAUGAUCCUCAGUUAGGAAAACAAAUUCUUUUUGGAAUGUUGGGCUUCUCUGUGUU
Messenger RNA from Solanum tuberosum (potato), 1171 nucleotides. Its product is annotated as rac-like GTP-binding protein RHO1. The record is from RefSeq and is a predicted model, not a curated record. The transcript is spliced from 8 exons. The coding region runs from base 286 to 879 and encodes 197 amino acids. Gene Ontology annotation, molecular function: GTP binding; GTPase activity. NCBI's taxonomy places the organism in Eukaryota, Viridiplantae, Streptophyta, Magnoliopsida, Solanales, Solanaceae. Gene Ontology annotation, biological process: small GTPase-mediated signal transduction.